CAGUCCCUAUGACAACCACUGACCACUGCAAUGACAUUGACGUCUAUAUGCAACAACACUGCAAAUUUGUAAGUGUUUUAAAGAAAGUAUUUGGAUUGUGAAAUUAAUUAGUAUUUGAAUUACUCAUUUAAGUCAAAUGUAGAGAGACAUUAAAUGGUACCGUUUCUUGCCGUGGAACCAACUAGAAUCCUUGUAUAAGUGGAUAAAAUGCCAAACAAAGCACAAGAGGAUGCUGUGAUCAAUAUGAAAUCCGUGCAGGAGAUUGCUAAGCAGUUGGGGUUUGAAUGGAACGUUCUAGCAUUUGAACUUGGAUUCACCAGAAAUGAAGUCAGACAGUUUCAUGCAACAUCUAAAGAAAAGAGGGUCCAGGCUCAGAGAAUGCUGGAAUCAUGGUAUGAGCGUUCCUGGGACAAACCGAACAAAACCAAGCUUCUGCAGGACGGUCUUGAGCGUGCGGGCCGUCGGGACCUGGCUGAGAGACUGCACUGCUUGCACUGGGGUCAUCAAAAGCUCAGCCGCAGAGUCGAGCUGCCGUCUGCCUUCCCCUUCAUCAUUACCGUCCAUAAGACCAUAGACAACAAAGAUGCUUUGAGAAGGAUAAAUGUGCUUAAUCGCAGCUAUAACUAAUAUAUUGGUAGAAGUCUGAAACUACUAGUGAAAAUGCCCUUCACUUAGUGACAUUUUUUUUAAAUCUAAAUUUGUAUUGUUUAAAUUUAAUGAAAUAUUUUUCAUUGUAGAGUGCCUUUUUCAGCGACGCUGGUUCCAGAAGUAUUUUUUCCAUUUUUUUUUCCUGUAGGGAUCUUUAAAAAGUCUUUGCCUUAGCUUAGCUUUUCUAGUUUUGCCAGCACUGAGACUCGAACCCACAAUUUUUAUUUGAAAUGAAUGAAAAGAAUGAAACUCUUCUUCCAGAUACCAAUCAAACUGUCAUUCAAUUAAACACUCAUAUAAAUGUACAUUUAUAGUAAAUGCACAUUGCAUUUACUCACAUGUUGUUGUUUUGAUAAUAAAAAAGGACAUGACUGUGUCUUUUUCAGUCAGACUUGUAGCUUUUAAUGUGUUCGGGCAAAACUGCAGUGCUGCUUUAUUGAGCCUGAUCUAGUUAAAAACAGAUAAAUCUACUUUAAUCAAAUGUUAUUUUUAAAAUGAUAAUAAAUCCUGCCUGAGCA
Molecule: messenger RNA, 1166 nt
Organism: Pimephales promelas (fathead minnow)
Lineage: Eukaryota; Metazoa; Chordata; Actinopteri; Cypriniformes; Leuciscidae
Biological process (GO): signal transduction
Molecular function (GO): protein binding
Source: RefSeq, a predicted model, not a curated record